Pedinophyceae sp. YPF-701 is the source of this 882-nucleotide messenger RNA. NCBI's taxonomy places the organism in Eukaryota, Viridiplantae, Chlorophyta, Pedinophyceae. The record is from the annotation of a GenBank genome assembly.
AUGGGGCGCGUGGAGCUGGGGACAGCGAACGAGGUUCGCAAGCUCACCACGGCGCUCUCGGAGGCCGUGCGGGACUUCGUGGCGAAGAAGCGCGGAGCGUGCACCGAUGACGAGAUGAUGGAGUGGACCGCCGAGCAGCUGUCGGGCCUCCUGCGCCACAUGGACGGCGCGCUGUGCAACACCACCGCCGUGGGCGGGUCCGCGCAAGGCCCGGGCGACUCCCCGACGCGCAAGCGGCAGCGCACCGCGGCGGACGCCCCGACGGCGGAGGACGCGCAGCUCGAGCGCGAGGUCGUCGGCCUGGCCGACCGCGUGGUGGCGCUGCGCGAGACAGUGCCGGCGGUGCUGGCCGUGCACGUGUCUGAGCAGCUGCUCGCGGUGCGGCCCGCCGCGGACGGCAUCGCGAGCCUCGCCGGGGAGGUGGAGGCCGCGGACUCGGCGCGCGCGGGCGCCGCGGGGGCGCCGGCGGCGCGCGAGCUCGGGGACAAGUUCGGCGCGCUGGUGCGGCUGCUGCCGGGGCUGCGGGCGCGGCUGGAGGGCGCGGUGAACCGCAUCGAGCGCGUCGUCGCGGCCGUCGAGGAGGAGGGCGCGCGCGACGGCGGACCAGGUGAGCCACGUGACGCGAGCAGGCAUCACGUCACGCGUGCGCGUGCGCGUGCGCCGUGCGCGGAACUGACCCGCAGCGCCCCGAGCGCCGCUUGCCUGCAGCCGUGCCGGAGCCCUUCGUGCACCCGGCGUCGCUCGCGACCCCCGUCGCGGGCACCGUCAUGCCGGACCCCCAGGCCCUCAUCACCCCGCCACGGCCCAAAGCAGGGCCCACCGCCGCGGAGAAGGAGGGCGUCGUGUCGCCGGCGUUCAAGCAGGCGAUGGAGGCGGGCAUGA